This is a messenger RNA of Cylas formicarius (sweet potato weevil), 6279 nucleotides long. RefSeq names its product phosphatidylinositol 4-phosphate 3-kinase C2 domain-containing subunit alpha (gene Pi3K68D). The record is from RefSeq and is a predicted model, not a curated record. The transcript is spliced from 25 exons. Gene Ontology annotation, molecular function: 1-phosphatidylinositol-4-phosphate 3-kinase activity; 1-phosphatidylinositol-3-kinase activity; phosphatidylinositol binding. Gene Ontology annotation, cellular component: phosphatidylinositol 3-kinase complex; plasma membrane; cytoplasm. Gene Ontology annotation, biological process: phosphatidylinositol-3-phosphate biosynthetic process; cell migration; phosphatidylinositol 3-kinase/protein kinase B signal transduction. Lineage: Eukaryota; Metazoa; Arthropoda; Insecta; Coleoptera; Brentidae. Bases 188 to 5398 code for a protein of 1736 amino acids.
AUUUAGGUUAAGCUAUUUAAUUUAGGCUUCAUUAAUUUUUUAUCUUUUUCGGAAGUAUAUUUUUAUUUGUAGCUUUCCGUAAUAUCAUAUAAUUAUUGGAGAUAUAUAAUUGAAUAUUAUAUUUAGGACUGUCGCAUUAACAGCAGAUGGUUGUACUAAUUAACUGUAUUUGAAAUCUAAUUCAGAAAUGACUGAUUACGAUAAGAAAUUCGAGCAAGAUUUGGAAAGGGCCCAAGCAUUAAGUUUAGAAUCUUUAGCUUUGGAGCAAUUCAAAAAUAAAAGACUGCAAGAACUAAAUAAGCACGUAAAUCACGAACAAAGUAAGAAGGUCCCAUCAGUUACACGAGCUGCGUCUAUGAAUGAAUCUGAUUCCACAUAUGCGAAAAACGAUUGGCAAGUUAGUAAAUCACGCCCUAGACCUGGUUCGACUCUGAGUAACACAUCUAACGCUCUCAUAGCCCCUCCACCAUCUUCGCUUCGUAAAAAUAGCUCAAUGAGUGAUACAGAAGACUUAAUUUCCUUUGCUAGUCCACCUCCAACAAAUAAUUCUAGUACGACAGAUGUUUGUAGUCAAGAGAGUUUUGCAAGUAAUACUCAAGUGAGAGUAAUUGCGAAUCCAUCCUCAGUUUAUCCACAACUUAAUAUGCAGCAGUAUUGGCCACAGAUUCCACAAAUUGUACCCCAAAUGCGUUCAGGGUAUCAGCACACUCCAACAAUGUACCAAACUCAAGUUAAUAUGCCAGGGGUGAUAAAUUUUCCAGAAAAACGUCAAUCACAGAUGAUCAAUGUCUCACAAAUUGGGUUUAGACCUAGCUUGUACCAAUCUGGUCUUGCUCAUAUACCUGGAAACCAUAUUUUCCCAUCAGAGCCACCACCUCCCGCUUUGCCACCAAAAAAUCAGCAAAGACUGCCUCCGCCCGCUACCUCCUUACCUCCGAAAUUGUCCGCGACAUAUUCUAAAGUGUCUAUUAGUUCAGACACGUCGAAGAAUUUUCUAAAGACCGAUUCUAAAUCACAUAAUUUAAUUGACUUAGCACAAGUAGAUGAUAGGAAUAGUGUAAGAGUGAGCAUAUUGCAGGAAUUUGAUCCAAUUUUGUCUGAUUCACAGAGUUAUGGUCGAACAAUGAGCCCAGUAUGCACUGGUGAUGACAGUCAUUCUAUGUGUGGUAGCGUAUAUGAUGAGUAUUACGACUUCGAUUUUAUAUACUCAGGAUCCGGUAGUAAUAGUAUUUAUAACAGUAUUUAUGGUAAUACCAGUAUAUCAGAACCGAUAUACGCUACUGUCAGCAAGGUUGAAAAUAGUUCUUCUCCAGUUCCUCCUCUUCCACCUAGGUCCCGUAUGUCAACUCUCGACAGGAGAUUUUCGAAGAGUUUGCGGAAAAAUUUGCUCGAUGGAAUUGUUAAAAACGAUAACAAAGCCUUCACAUCAGAUCCAGAUUUAAAAGCAUUCCACGAUAUGGUAUAUAAAGUUAGGAACAACUACAAGUAUAAUGAUCCUGAUACAAACAUGGGUCUAGUCAUAAGUCCAAUGGUAAAUUUUAAAUAUAAUGAUGGGCUCAGUAUAAAGCUGCGCGUUCAUCCAGAUUUCGAAGGGGCUGAAUUCAACAAGCCGAUAAGCUUCACUUGUGACGUGACCUCGAGCGUAGAACAUAUAACAAUGCAAUUAGUGUAUGAUCUAGAAGCACCCGCACAUCAGAAUUACACGCUCAAAGUUUGGGGUUUUAAUGAAUAUCUUGUGCCAACUACACUUUUGUCUGAUUAUGAGUAUGUUCAUAAUUGCAUCAAGUUGGACGAGGAUGUCGUAUUGAUACUAAUACCGGACUCCAUGAAAGACAAGUCCUUUGCUAGGACUUUGCAAGAUGAUUACAAUGACAAAGAAGUUACUUUCGAAAAAAUCGUGUCCACCGAAUUGUCUUCAAAUAUUACAUAUGACAGUCUCAAAAUUCUGAUUGAAACUGUGGAAAGUGAAAUAGUCAAACUUGAAGAAGCUGCCGCAAUAUUAGAAAGGAGCAGCAAUAUUUCUCUGCCUCCACCAUUGCAACCAUUGAAAGUAAUUCAAUCAAUUAAAUGUAUUAUAAAUCUUAUGGGGGAUUUGAGUACUUUGGACAUUAUGCAGUCAGUUGAGGUACUGAUGGAAACCUGCAAAAAUUUCGUCCCUUCUAGUAACUCCAGAUUUGCGGAAAUUGUUACUAAUAACUGCAACAAGAUAAGACUUGCUGUCCAGAGCCUCAUUGAAAUGUAUUGCCAAGCAUUUAUGGUCAAUUUUGAAGUUAAAGCUUCAACCCACGGAGAACCCAUAAGAUAUGUAAAUGACGUUAUGGAUUCGGUAAUUGUCAGGAUAUGUGCGAUCAACCGGCCAAGUGGCAAAUGGGAGCACGAAUUGUAUUAUGUAUCGGGUCAAGUGUAUCAUGGUACCCGUAAAAUUGGUCGUCCUUUAUUGACUCAAGCUUGUCCAAAAAUUGAACGAGACAAUUUGUGGCCUUCCAGAAUAGUUUUUGAUAAUUGGUUAGAAUUUGAAGAUGUUCCCAUAAGUAAUCUAGCCAGAGAAUCUCGACUGGUCUUACAGCUAUUUGGUAAAACUUUAGAUACUUCCGAAAACGAAGAUUCCAAAAAUUCCAGUAUGCCCAUAUACAAAGAAGAAGAAAUUGGUUGGACAGCCAUACAAUUCUUUAAUUAUGGGGGAGUAAUGAUUCAGGGAAACCUCUUGUUGUCCAUAUGGCCCGUGGAGUCUGAUCACAUUAAUGAACAUAUCUAUGGCCCAGCGCCCGCAAUAGGGUGUCACCCGAUGCCUGACCACCCUAUGUUGGGUAUAGAGUUAGUUGCACCGCCUAAAGUACACUUCCCCAAAGUCGAUUCUCACUUAUUAAAAAACGUCAUCAAAGGCGAUUUUUAUGGUUUGGAUAAUGAAACGCAGCAACUGCUUAGUGACGCAUGUGAUCAAGAUAUGCUUUACAAAUUUCCUUCCGAAAUUAGAGAAAUUUUAUGGGAGAAACGUCAUCACAUGUACCAUAUGCCAAAAGCGCUACCUAAAGUUUUAUUGGCGGCUCACAGUUGGGCUUAUGUUAAUUUAGUGGACCUGCACGGUAUGUUGCAUGCAUGGAAGAGGUUAGAUCCUACAGAGGCGCUAGAGUUACUAUUACCAGUGUAUCCAGAUAUUGAAGUGAGGAAGAUGGCUGUCAAUUGGAUAAUCACAAAUGAUGAUUUGAUUGAUUACCUACCUCAGUUAACAGUUGCGCUAAGGUAUGAGACAUAUGAGAACUCUGCGCUUGCGCAGUUUCUUUUGCAUAGGGCUCUUAGGUCGCCGCGAUUUUCGCAUUAUUUAUUCUGGUUACUCAGUCACAGUCUGCCUGGAUCACUUCCGCAGAACGGUUAUGCCGAAAAUAAAGACAAUAUCGAAAGCAUAUGUGAAGUAAGGCAUCAUAGAAGAAUGAAAUUACUGUUAAGAGCAUUGUUGGCUGUGUGUGGAGAGUCUUUAAGGAAAUGUUUCAUCUCGCAACAGCUACUUGUGAAGCAAUUAGAUGACUCCGCAGAUAACGUAAAGAAAGCAAAAGACUCGCAAAAGCUUACACAACUGCACCGCGAUUUAGAUCAACUUAAUGUUUACCUAAAUGAAACUCCGACUAGUCUACCCCUUUCCCUCACUUUAAAAGUAAACGGCAUCGACGUAAAAAGUUGUGCCUAUUUUGCUUCCAACACAUUACCGUUGAAAAUUAAUUUCAUAAUGGAAGACAGUUCUGUUUAUCCCGCCAUUUAUAAAGUGGGAGAUGAUCUUCAGCAAGAUGUCCUUACUCUGCAAAUGAUUGAGCUCAUGGAUAAAUUGUGGCUGCAAGAGGGAUUAGAUUUAAAAAUGGUCGCGUUUAAUUGCAUUCCGACUUCUAAAAGGAAAGGUAUGAUUGAGAUGGUAACCAAAGCUGAAACACUAAGGAAAAUCCAAACUGAGCAUGGGCUGACCGGCUCUUUUAAAGACAAACCUAUAGCCGAAUGGCUCGCCAAACACAAUCCAUCAGAAUUGGAGUACGGGAGAGCAGUACAAAAUUUUACUGCGUCUUGUGCUGGAUAUUGCGUAGUUACCUAUGUCAUGGGAAUAUGCGACAGGCACAAUGACAACAUUAUGCUGAAAACUUCGGGCCACCUUUUCCAUAUCGAUUUUGGUAAAUUCCUCGGCGACGCUCAAAUGUUUGGGAACUUUAAAAGGGAUCGGGCGCCUUUUGUUUUAACUUCUGACAUGGCUUACGUCAUUAACGGAGGCGACAGACCCACCGAAAAAUUCCACCAGUUUGUCGAUCUCUGUUGCCAGGCAUUUAACAUUAUAAGAAAUAAUCGAAACAUAUUCUUGUUCCUAAUGACGUGUUCCGGGAUUUGCAGUGUGACUCCCGAGUCGAUUGGUUACAUGCACAAAGCGUUGUUGCCAGAAUUGUCUAAUCCGGAAGCGGCUGCUCAUUUUACCAGACUUAUCGAAGAAUCUUUAAAAACAAAAUUCACACAAUUUAACUUCUUUUUGCACAAUUUGGCACAGAACUUGUCGCAGCUCAAGUUCAGCGCAGAAAACAGUUGCGGGUCAUUGUUGUCUUUUGUGCCUAAGACUUACAGUAUGGCUAUGGAUGGUAGGUUGACCCAGGUUGAAGUGGUCGGCUACCGAAAGAGAUACGAUCCAGACAAGUAUUAUGUGUAUACAUUGCGCAUUUACAGAGAAAAUCAAUUGGAACCGAUGGAAAUACAGCGAACUUACAAGGAAUUUUGCGAGUUGCAUCAAAAACUGUGCAUUUAUUUUCCUCUAGCUAAACUUCACAGCUUGUCGACGGGUCUCCACAUGGGCAGGCAAAAUAUAAAACAGGUGGCACAAAAGCGCUUCCACGAGAUUAGUUUAUUUAUAAAAUCCCUGUUUCUUUGUGCAACAGAGAUUGCCCAUUCGGACCUUGUCUACACUUUUUUCCACCCCUUAUUAAGGGACCAGCAAGAGGACGAGUAUACCCAACAACUCGAAGAUAAAAAAGCUAGCGGGUCCGAGUCCGGAAGGCUUAAAGGUCAAUUAAAAUUGUCGUUACAGUAUAGCAAGGGUGUGUUUUCUGUUAUGGUACACCACGCUCGCGGUUUGCCCAGAUUGAACGGGCAGGAACCGUCAACCUAUGUUAAGGUCUAUUUACAACCAGACAUUCAAAAAUCUACCAAGAGAAAGACAAAAGUUGUCAAAAAGAACUGCCAUCCUUGCUUUAUGGAAAUGCUGGAGUAUCGAAUGGCGUUGGAUAUCGUUAAAUCUAGGACGAUAAAGGCGACGGUGUGGAACUAUGAUCCGCUUCAAGAAAAUGAGUUUAUGGGAGGAGUAGAGCUUGAACUGGCAUCUUUGGACUUAACCACAGAGAUUACGGAAUGGUAUCCGUUAGUCAAUUUGAGUCGAUAGUACGCGUAUUAUUCGUUAAUCGACGUAGACGUCAAUUGCACAAAGAUAUGCAUAUAUUUUCUGCAUAAGUAUAGAUUUUCGUGGCAACCGUUAGCCAAAGCUAAAUUUUUACAUUCCCCUGUCACUAGCAGAACAAUUCAUAAAAUUGCAUUGUCACCAAAAAAAAAAAUUCACCCCAGAAAAUCGAAACUAAUUUUUCUUUCACUGAGUAUGAAAUUUAAUAAAUUAUGUUUGAAUUCGCAAUUCUCCAAAAAAAAAAAAAACGUAAUUUUGACAUAUGACAACAAAAGCACAUAAACAACUGCUAGAGUAUCCUACCAUGUUAAUUCUGCAGCAGGUUAAGGAAUUAUGGUAAUUUACUUGUUUGUUUUUUUUAUGUGUGGUCGAUAUUUUUGUUUACUUUUUGGGUUUGUGGAAGUUGAAUUUUGAUGUCGCAAGUUGUGAGGUUACGUGCUAACAGUAUAUAAACUCAAUUCCCAAAUAAACCUAUUGUUUUGUUAAAUUGAUUUCUGGGGUAAUCUUAAUGUGGCCAGUGAACAGAUUAAGCUAAGAUACCCGACUGAAUGGAAUGAGUGGUGCUGUAGCGUUUUACCAAGCCGGAAUAACGUAGAUAACUUUGAUGCAUUUAUAUCUGGUUGUUGUAUUUUUAGAAUGGUUUUUCAGUGUAUUCACUGAUCUUUUUUAAUAUAUGUUAGUAAAUUAUCGUAAAGCUGAAGGUGUAAUUAAACGAAUUAUUAGUACAAAAUUGAAGUUGAAGUUUGAAACCCUCUGACUCACAACCCUAUCAAAUUAAAGGUAGUCUGAAAACAUUAGAUUUAGAAUAUACUAAUUACCAGAGAUAUACUAGUUACAAAUUUAGCUCCCCUUGUAAAACUAUAUAU